UGUUAUUGUUGUUGUCUCGGAGUUUGAAUGAGACUCUGCGUUAGAUUGGAUAACAAAAUGUUUAAGAUAAUCAAACAUUGCUGUUUGUUAACACAAAAUUUCUGUUCACACUAUCAAUCGUCUGCACUGGACAAUGUAGUAAUACGUAUGUUGCCGAGAAAGUUUGAUGUUUUCAGACUUAAUUCAACAUCGUCUAGACCAGAGAAUGAACUGACUAAUACAUUGGCCGAGGAAGAUCAACGUAUGAAGUUGAUUAAAAUCGAAAUUGAUUUAAUACGCGAAAAGGGGGGUAGCGCUCCCGACAUCAAUUUCAUUCAAAAACAUCACUGGAACGAGCUGCUUCUAUUGAAAACUAAAACAGCCAGACAACACUACUACAAGCAUCUAUUUUCAAUAGAACAAACGAGGCUGAAGCGAAAAUUACAGACAAAGGAGCGAGAACAACGGCUGGCACUGAAACCGUCACAGCCGAUGGGGAAAGUUACAUUCCUCCUAAGAAUAGAAAGAAAAACGAUAAACUCAUGGCGCAACAAUAGGCUAUUCCGUGCCAUGCAACACGGUGAAAAACUAAUUUUCGACUGUUCUUACGACGAACACAUGACCGUUAUUGAAGCCAAAAAUGCUGCCAAUCAGCUCACCAUGUCAUUUUCCGACAAUAGAAGAGACAGAGAACCAUUCGACCUGCACUUUUGCAACGUAAACUUCAACAGCGUGACAAUGAAGCAUAUGGAACGCAACCUUCCAACGAUGCGAAACCAAGAAUUCCCAAUGAAUUUGCACGAGUGCAGCUAUGCGGAUGUGUUCCCCAGAGAACAACUGUUGUACCUCACGCCACAUUGCGAUGAUGACCUCACCGAAUAUGAUCCGAAUAUGAUUUACAUAGUCGGCGCUAUGGUGGAUAAAAGAGUUCAGAGUCCGUUGUCAGUUGGGAAGGUCAGGGAAUUAAAUUUGAAAAUGGCUCGACUCCCAUUGAAUCGUUACCUGAAGUGGGGGGAGGGUUUCCGAAAGUUUUUGACAUUAGAUCAAAUGGUGAGAAUUAUGUUGGAUUUGAAGAGGACGGGGAAAUGGGAGAUCGCGUUACAACAUGUGCCGAAAGCUACUUUGAAGUAAGGAGUGGUGUGGACAGCGUUCAAGUUUGACUAAAUUUGGUGGAACUCAAUAUUUAUCCAGUCAAAUAAAGGAGC
Bradysia coprophila is the source of this 1184-nucleotide messenger RNA. Its product is annotated as mitochondrial ribonuclease P protein 1 homolog. Lineage: Eukaryota; Metazoa; Arthropoda; Insecta; Diptera; Sciaridae. Gene Ontology annotation, biological process: positive regulation of mitochondrial translation; mitochondrial tRNA 5'-end processing. Gene Ontology annotation, cellular component: mitochondrion; nucleus; nucleoplasm. The record is from RefSeq and is a predicted model, not a curated record. Gene Ontology annotation, molecular function: tRNA binding.